UGAAGAAGAAGAUUUAGAAGAAAAAGGUAUCCAACAUGAAGCCGGGGAUAUACGGUGAUAGGGGCGUGGUACAAAAGGUUAUGCAAUGCCUCAAUCAUUACUUUAAUUUUAGUUUUGGAUUGGUUUGAAUUAGUUGGAAUCUCUCCAAGUUUUAGGGCAAUUCAAAAAAUUAACAUGUUGUAGGGGUUAAAAAGCAUGCAAGAACAUUGUGGCUUUUUUGUACCAAGAAAUCUUGAAGGGUAUUGUAUAGAACCAGAAUGUUUUGCAAUGCGAUGAUAAGCAUCCUCAGUGUGCUUGAAAUGAUAUAAAAUUUCAGUUAAAUCAGUUACCUGUAUGCAUGCUUUGUUCGUAAUGAUAAGCCAUAGAAGAAAAAUCAACUGUAGUAUAUUGUCUGCUAGUUGGUUGCUGUCUUCCAUCUUGUUCUUGUACAUACUCUUGUUGUUUUCCUGUCGUGUGGGUUAUUGCUAUGCCACAGAUACUCUGAAGCAGGGCGAGUGGAUUACUGACAAUGGAGAAACCCUUGUCUCCAGUGGAGGAAGGUUUGAACUGGGAUUCUUUACCCCUAUCAGAAGCUCUAGCCACAAAACGUUCGUUGGGAUUUGGUACAAACCGGAUCAACAAACAGUUGUGUGGGUUGCCAACCGUGACUAGCCACUACUUAGCGGUUCCAUUGGAAUUUUUGGAAUCACAGAACAUGGCAUCCUCAAGAUAUCGGAUACCACUAGAAAAGAAGAUUAUUUGUCUGUGUCUCUUGAUUCCUCGUCUACAAAUCGGACUGUGAAGCUCAUGGAUUCUGGAAACCUGAUCUUUAGCGAUGAUGAUGAUGAUGACCAGUCGGUGACGAGUCACUGGGAGAGCUUUCAAAAUCCAACGACUGAUACAUUUCUUCCAGGUAUGAACAUAGAUGAAUUCCCGUCAUUGACUUCAUGGAAACGCGAUGGUGACCCGGGACAGGGGCAGUUCACGUUUAAGCAAGAUCAAGCAGAGAGCAACUACAUUAUCUCAGAAAAGCAAGAACGCGGUUAUUGGAGAAGUAGUUGGAUAGGAAGCAGCCCAGAUGACACGCCCAAUGACAUUGUAAGCUUGUUAUCAAAUUGGAGUAAUAUCGGGAAUUAUAGUUACGAAAGGUUAGUGAUGAAUUAUACGGGGGAAUUACAGUACUAUCGGAGCUCGGGUGUGGACCAGGGAAAUUGGUCUUCGAUUUGGAGAAAGCCGGACGACAAAUAUUGUAGCAUUUACAAUUUUUGUGGGAAUUUCGGCAGCUGCAAUAUUAACAAUAGCCCAAUCGUAUGCAAAUGUUUGCCCGGGUUCCAUCCUACUAACCCGUGGAAUUGGAAUUCUAGAGAUUUCUCGGAUGGGUGCACCAGAAAUUCAACAUCAUUGGACAAGAGCGACAUGUCCUUGAGCUUAAAGAUGAUGCAAGUGAGCAAGCCAGAGCUUUCUUUAGAUUCCAUAGGCAAUGAAACAUAUUGCAGAAAGAAGUGUCUGACCAACAGCCAAUGCCGAACUUAUUCAUAUGGUUAUUUAGAUUUAAUACAGAAAAACUACGAUUCGUUUUUUCUUGCCUGCAAUAUUUGGAUUUCGGAUUUAAGUGAUCUCCAAGAUCGAGGAGCACACAAACGGUCUUAACCUCUCUGUCCGCGUGGCAAAAUCUGUUAUAGAAUCAACUCCAAGGAAUUGUGAGCCUUGUGGCACAAACCUGAUCCCCUAUCCGCUGAGCACUGGAACAAAUUGUGGUGACCCCAUGUACUCCAGUUUCUACUGCAACAGUUCCAUAGGCCAAGUUAGCUUCGACACGGCCAAUGGCACCUAUCGAGUCGCAAGUAUUGAUCCAAGUACACGAAAAUUUGUCAUCCAAGUCAAAUAUGCAGGAAAUUAUACAAAUUCAACAGGAUUUAUGCAACUCAAUAAGUCAUUCCUGUUUAAUAAAACCAUUAAUUCUAACGACUAUAGUUCUAAAGGUAAAGACGAAAUAGAGAUUAGUUGGAAGCCGCCGCUAGAGCCAAGCUGUAAUUCAUCCAACGACUGCAAGGAUUGGUCAAAUUCAACUUGCAAUUUAACAAGAGAUCAUAGAGAGAAGAGGUGCCUUUGCACUGGAAACUUCCAAUGGGAUGGUUCAAAUUUAAAUUGUACUAAAGGUCAGGAUGCUAUAUAUAUAUAUACACAUAUUAGUGUUGUUGUUAGAUCAGUUUGAUAAUCAAACCUAGGCCUCUUUCUCCAUUGCAUUUCAUAAGCAUUCUAAAAGUUUUCUUUCCAGUUAUGUAUAAAUUAUAAUCACUUCUAACAGUACGUUAGAAAU
Messenger RNA from Corylus avellana, 2299 nucleotides. NCBI's taxonomy places the organism in Eukaryota, Viridiplantae, Streptophyta, Magnoliopsida, Fagales, Betulaceae. The record is from RefSeq and is a predicted model, not a curated record.